ACUAAGAAGAGCUCUUGAGAGAAAUGGAUAACUCGAAUGUGCUUGUUAGGGGAAACCGUCAAGUGAAUGAAGAGAAGCCUCCUCCGCGAGUGUGUCCAAGGUGUAGCUCAGACAACACCAAGUUUUGUUUCUACAACAACUAUAGAGUGACUCAACCUCGCUACAACUGCAGGAACUGUCGCCGAUUCUGGACUCAUGGUGGAGCUUUAAGGGACGUACCAAUUGGUGGAAGAGCCCGCAAAAUCAAGCGUAUAGAACAGCCGUCUGUUUCUCAGGUGGUUCCUGAUGAGAUCCAGCAGGUUAAUCAUCACCAACCUUUCUCACAUGUUCAAGAAACAACCCAGUUUCUUGAACCAUUUGGUGGUUCUUAUUCCUCCGCUGUUGUUGGGAACCAUUUCAGUCCUUUGCCUGAAACUCAUGGUGAUAUGAUGCUUCCAACUCGAAGUAUUCCACCGAUGGAUCUCUUUGAUGGAUUGUUUCACCAAGGUUAUUACGGUGCUGGACUCAAUAAUUUUGUUGGUAAUCAUUUGAUGAAUCAAUCAAUUGGUGGACAUGUUGAUAACUAUAACAGUUACCGCGUGAACCAAGAGAAUCCAAACAUGCCAAACCAGAGCUUCACCAACACCAUGAUCAUGAACCAUAAUGCCGGCACUAGUGAAAGAAGAGGAUAUCCAGGCAUUGAUCACAUGAACAACAACAACAACAACAAGUCUGUGUUUAGAUCCUCCUAUCAGUUGGGGAAGCAUGGUCCUUGAAUCAUAACCGUUUUACCCGUUUUCUCUUUAUAUUAUGCUGAUAAUGUUUUAGUUUUUAGUUUAUGGUUUCUGUUCGGUCAUCUUGUUUUUCAGCUCUGU
Messenger RNA from Brassica oleracea var. oleracea, 854 nucleotides. RefSeq names its product dof zinc finger protein DOF4.4-like. Gene Ontology annotation, biological process: regulation of DNA-templated transcription. Lineage: Eukaryota; Viridiplantae; Streptophyta; Magnoliopsida; Brassicales; Brassicaceae. The record is from RefSeq and is a predicted model, not a curated record. The transcript has a single exon. Gene Ontology annotation, molecular function: DNA binding; DNA-binding transcription factor activity. The coding region runs from base 24 to 755 and encodes 243 amino acids.